Messenger RNA from Ogataea parapolymorpha DL-1, 1431 nucleotides. Its product is annotated as 26S proteasome regulatory subunit N4. The transcript has a single exon. Bases 1 to 1431 code for a protein of 476 amino acids. NCBI's taxonomy places the organism in Eukaryota, Fungi, Ascomycota, Pichiomycetes, Pichiales, Pichiaceae. The record is from RefSeq and is a predicted model, not a curated record.
AUGGAGGACGAGCUCUACUCGCUUCCUCAACAGGGCCAUGAUGAUAUUUCGGAGUACAUCAUGUUGAACGGAUCACAGGAAUCUUUCAGACAAGGCGAAGACGAAAACAUAGCCCACAGCGUCCAGGAUCAGGUAUCGGGCUUUGGUUUACCACCCCAUCAGCAGUCUGUUUACGACAAUAUUUACAACUCCUAUGCAAAUCCGAACCUUUAUGCCAACGUUACCUUUCCUGACGAAUUAUACGACUACGCUCAACAAGACAACUACAGAUACUCCAACGACGAACAUGAAAAUAUCGACCCGAAAGCAGCCAUGAACACGACGCAUCAAGAUGCCAAGCCAUCGGAACCUGAUCAAGAAGUGAUGUUGAUACCUCAAGACGACUACAUAGUGUAUGACCCCGCUCAUACCGAACAGCAAUUCCUGCCGGAAAUCCUGCAGUGGGAAUUUAAUCACAAGUCGUUCCCACAGUCCAACGAGCUGAAUAUAUUCAAGACCGACGACGUGUAUUUAGAUGAAGAGUUCAGCGACGAUGACGAGGACGAAGAAGACCAGAACAAGCUGGACGACAUGGAAAUGGAUCUGGACGACUUGAGCAGCGAAAGCAGCUUGGACGAGGAAAACGAUAACUACGUGAUGAAAUCCGACGAGUUUCGGGUCUCGAAUACUCCAGAGAACACCGACAGCUCUAUCUACUCGCUAACUACACCGCAAACAAUCAACCCAAGACUGGUUCAGCAGGACGAUAUGAUGGAUAACAACGCAGCAGUGUUUGACGAUGACGACGAAAUGGACGAUGACGAAAAGAACUACUCAGAUGCUAGUGAUGAUUUGUACACGCCGGCAUUCGAGCAAAGACGCGAAAGCGUGCUCUCCGAGCGCCGGCCGCCAGUGCUCAAGUCCGAGGUCCAGAAGGUUCCAGCUCCGUCGUUGAGAAAACUGAAAACGUCGCGUCGGACAGCCACUCCUCCCGUGGAGGAAGCCAAAGAAGCAGAGGAGGAGGAGCACGUUUGCUACAUUGCUAAUCCGAAGACGGGAAAGCCAUGUAACAAGAAAUUCUCGAGACCCUAUGAUCUGGUGAGACACCAGAACACGAUCCAUGCUCCUAAGCGGUCGUUCUACCGGUGUAUGUUUUGCGAGGACGAUCUGAGAAGACGCAACAACAUGGAGUCGAAUAACGAGAUCGUGUUGAAGCUGAAUUACCGGAACACUCCGUUUUCGGUGGAGAAUUCGAACGCGAACGUUGCGAACUCGCACAACUCCAAGAAGGUGAAGUCUUCGAUGGACAACGGCGAGUUCUUGAGCAACAAGACGUUUUCUCGGUGCGAUGCUCUCACAAGGCAUUUGCGGUUCAGACACGGUCUGAACAACCAGCAGGUCAACGAUGCCAUGGAUUAUGCGAAGAAGCAUGUUGAGUAUUACGAGAACUGA